Temnothorax curvispinosus is the source of this 1394-nucleotide messenger RNA. Its product is annotated as protein lin-9 homolog. The transcript is spliced from 4 exons. The annotation marks the transcript as partial. NCBI's taxonomy places the organism in Eukaryota, Metazoa, Arthropoda, Insecta, Hymenoptera, Formicidae. Gene Ontology annotation, biological process: DNA-templated transcription; regulation of transcription by RNA polymerase II; regulation of cell cycle. Gene Ontology annotation, molecular function: DNA binding. Gene Ontology annotation, cellular component: transcription repressor complex; nucleoplasm. The record is from RefSeq and is a predicted model, not a curated record.
CCUGAUUAUGAAGUUUUGUCGAAUGAACCACCGGAAACGAUCAGCUUGGCAUCAUUCUCUCAAAAGUUUAGACCGCGGCCUUUGCAAUAUGUACCUUCACCACCGUACAUGAUGAAAUUAUCCCCACGAUUGACCAAUGAUCCUUUGAUAUCCAAUGCCUCUGUAUCCAUUCCGAAAAAGACGAAUACUGGUGGUAUGGUGAAUGGUUUUCCGCUCAAGUUACUCGAACUUAUGGUCAAAGUGAACAAAAUAUUAUUAACUAAGAAGAGUAAAAUCAAGAAAUUGAAAGAGAUGAAUGGGGAAGCUGAGAAGAGACGCUCCUUAGGUGAAUCGCUUCCUCCCGAUUUUGAAAAAAAAUACGCAGGAAUUAUUGUUGAAUUGGAGAGAAUGAAUGGAGCUCUCCAAGAUUUUUUGAACGAGAUACAAGAAUUGUGUCAAGAAAUGGCGCCCGAACCGAGCGUGGCGGCGAUGUUAGCACCGUCACAUCUCCGAGAGAAGUGCAAGCAAGAAGCGACAGAUAUGGUCGCUAAAAAUAAUAUAAUAAACGAUAAAGGACCAGGAAAAAUGACUCAAUUGGUGACGGAUUUGACUGCGUUGAUGUUACAAGUGAAAAGCUUAUCGGAUUCCGAUCAAAACGCAUACGAGCUCAAAGUAUUGCAAGGUACCAUGGAACAAAUAAGAUCAAAACUCAGUCCGGAGAAUCAGCAAGUAUUUCAAAACUGCGUAGAAAUUCAUAUGCAGCACAUUCAAGUAGGCUUAGGGCAGAUGGGUCCUCUAACGCCGUUUAUGGCGCAAAGAGUUUAAAGAUGAAGCAAAAACUAUCGUGUAUUCUCACGAAAUGUACAGUACGACAGACGAUCACGGCAUCACGAUAUUUUUUAGAAAACAAGAAACUAAUUCCUGUAUUUUCUCAACUCUUGUAUAGGCCAUAAUAAUAUAUUUCCACGUAAAAUGCAUGUCUACACAAUAUACAUGUAUGAUUUAAGCAAUUAUAUUAGUUUUGUAUUUGUAUAUACAGAAUAUAUUUGUCCUUUAAUUUCUUUAAUGAUGACAUGCUCAUGAAACACUUAGAAGAAAGUUCGUGUAUUAUUGGGUAAUACUACUGAAAAUAUUAAAUAUCUAAGAAUCCAUUUUUUCAGGUUUUUAUGUACUUUAUGUAUCAUUUAAUUAGAGAUAAACACAAUUCAUUGUCUAUUCAAUUACGAUAUUACUAUAUGUGCGAAAUUAUAUUCCUUGAAAUCUAAAAAGAAACAUCAGACUUGUAUAUAUACAAUCGGUUUAUAUAGAUAAUUCUAUAAUUUGUUAUAAGAGGCUCUUCUCAGUGCAAAUGUAAUUAAAAAGCUUCAGCUAAUUAUAAGAAAUUUAUUGUCAUGAAUAAAGUGUCUUUCAAUCUA